AUGGCUCGGUUGAUUUUUGACUAUAAAGGAAAUGUGCCAUUUUCCUUGGCUUUGGGUGUGAAUGCCGUUUUGUUCUCCGCUGCGAAGAGUAAACUGUUUACUAUGUUGACUCCUACAGGAUUCGCUCACGCUAUGGCUCUCGGCACCCUUCUAUGGACGACAUUAGGUUGGAGGGGCUGGACUUACUGUGUGCUCUACUUGCUUUUGGGAAAUUUAGUGACAAAAGUAAAAUUUGCCGAAAAGUCCAAGCGAGGAUUAGCUGAAGGACGUGGCGGGCGCCGCGGGCCUGAAAAUGUAUGGGGAUCCGCUGCCACAGGUCUUACCUGCGCCAUAUGCUCCGUCCAAGGCGAUUUUUUUCUUGGAAUCAGCUCGAAAGUGUUCGUGCUUGGAUACGUGGCUUCGAUUGCAACAAAGCUCGCUGAUACCUUCGCAUCGGAAAUUGGAAAAGCGUAUGGGAAGACGACGUUCUUGAUUACAACGAUGGCUCGAGUAGAACCUGGAACUGAAGGGGCUGUCUCAGCAGAGGGUACUGCAGCAGCUGCACUCGGUGGCUUUAUGCUGUCCCUAUACGGAUACGGAAUAGGUUUAAUUGACGGCCGCUCAGUUGCUAUUUCAACCGUUGCGGCUUUUAUCGCAACUAACGUAGAGAGUUUGCUUGGAGCGACCCUUCAGGGUAAGGAAGGGUUUGGUUGGAUCACAAACGAGGUGAUUAACUUUUUCAAUACACUUAUCGGAGCCGGAAUCGCAAUGGCCACCGGCAUUCUUGCUUUAGGUAUGUAA
Molecule: messenger RNA, 780 nt
Organism: Phaeodactylum tricornutum CCAP 1055/1
Lineage: Eukaryota; Bacillariophyta; Bacillariophyceae; Surirellales; Neidiaceae
Exons: 2
Coding region: 1-780 (259 amino acids)
Cellular component (GO): membrane
Source: RefSeq, a predicted model, not a curated record